AUGUUACGAAUAAGAACUCAACACCCAAUAAUCUCUAUUGUGAAUGGGGUUCUGGUUGAUCUACCAGCUCCUUCUAAUAUUAGUUAUUACUGGAAUUUUGGUUCUUUGUUAGGACUUUGUUUAACUAUUCAAUUGAUUACCGGAAUAUUUUUAGCUAUGCAUUAUUGUUCUGACGUUAGUUUAGCUUUUGACUCAAUUUCCCAUAUUUUAAGAGACGUUAAUUAUGGUUUUAUGUUAAAGUAUAUUCAUGCUAAUGGAGCUUCAUUAUUUUUUCUCUGUGUUUAUAUCCAUAUGGGCAGGGGACUCUAUUAUGGGAGCUACAUGAAAAUGGACGUUUGGAAUAUAGGGGUUAUAAUUUACUUAGUAAUGAUGUUAACAGCCUUCUUAGGGUAUGUAUUACCUUGGGGCCAAAUGUCCUUUUGGGGAGCAACAGUUAUUACUAACUUUUGUUCUGCUAUACCUUAUAUAGGAACAGAUAUUGUUCAGUGGAUUUGGGGGGGAUUUAGUGUAUCUAACGCGACUCUUAAUCGGUUUUUUUCUCUACAUUAUCUUUUUCCUUUUCUUAUAGUUGGAUUAGGCAUAUUACAUAUUCUUAGUUUACACACAGCCGGGUCAAAUAAUCCUUUAGGUAUUGACUCUAAUAUAGACAAAGUUACCUUUCAUGUUUAUUAUACUUAUAAGGACUUGUUUGGUAUAAUGGUACUUAGCACUAUUUUAAUUAUACUUUGUUAUUUUAUGCCUAAUGUAUUAGGUGAUCCUGAAAAUUUCAUCCAAGCCAAUCCUUUAGUAACUCCUGUUCAUAUCCAACCAGAAUGGUACUUCUUAUUUGCAUACGCUAUAUUACGCUCUAUACCCAACAAACUUGGGGGGGUCUUGGCUAUGGUAUUUAGUAUCUUGGUGUUAUUAUUAUUGCCCCUUAUUCAUACUAGUAAAUUGAGAGCUUUAACGUUUAGGCCUUUAGGUAAAAUAGCAUUUUGGUUUUUAGUGGCUGAUUUUAUACUAUUAACCUGGUUGGGGGCCAAUCCAGUAGAGGAGCCUUAUGUUAUGGUUGGUCAAUUUGCUUCUAUAUUUUACUUUACCUACUUUUUAUUGUUAAUCCCCCUGUUAGGUUGGGUAGAAAAUUAUUUACUGAAAUAG
Molecule: messenger RNA, 1137 nt
Organism: Dendronephthya gigantea
Lineage: Eukaryota; Metazoa; Cnidaria; Anthozoa; Malacalcyonacea; Nephtheidae
Source: the annotation of a RefSeq genome assembly